AUGGCUCGAAAUGAAUCAUCGCCAUUAUUAAAUAAUAAUGGCAACAGCUCAAAUUACAGGUCAAAUGUCGGUGAUGCCAACAGUGGAAGCAGUGACGAAGUGAUCACCAUCCUGACAUCUAAUCCACCCAGUCUGAAAUACACAACAUCCAAUGGAGAUGACACUACAUCGGUGAAUAAUGCAGAUGACCUACUGAAAGAAAGACUAAAAGGGUCCUCAGUGUUUGCUAUUUUCUUUGGCUUGUACAUUGCUGUUGUUCUGUCUUCUUUAGAUUCUUCUAUUGUAGCUACAAUUUACCCACAAAUAGGCACUGAGUUCAAAAGAUCAAACGAAAUUGUGUGGAUUGCAACAUCAUACAUGUUGAGUUAUACAGCAUUACAGCCAUUAUAUGGCCGUAUUUCGGAUGUGUUUGGUCGCAAGUCAGCAUUACUAUUUGCUAGCACUGUAUUUUUCAUUGGGUCUUUUCUGUGCGGUGCUGCAACCAAUUUAUGGGCAUUGGUCAUUGCUCGUGCAAUUGCAGGUGUAGGAGGCGGAGGAAUCAACUGUAUGACCACAGUCAUCACAUCAGAUCUGAUUCCUUUAAGAGAGCGAGGUAGAUUUCAAAGCUACGGUAACAUUGCUUAUGCUGUUGGAUCUGUGCUUGGUGCUCCAUUGGGUGGUUUUAUCACAGACUCGUUUGGGUGGCGUUUCUGCUUCUACAUCAAUUUGCCGCUCAUGCUAAUGACCAUUUAUGUCGCUACAAAGCUUUUGACAAACUAUAAUUUGGAAGAAAACCAAGAUGGUGAAACCUUCCGUGAAAGGUUGAAGCGCAUCGAUUAUGCAGGUGCAACCACAAUUGUAUUAGCCGUCAUCGGGUUCCUAAUUGCCACUUCUUUGGGCGGUAACAUCAAGCCCUGGAGUGAUCCUCUCGUACUGGGUUGCUUUGCAAGCUCAAUCGUUCUUGCUCUGUUGUUCUGUGUCAUCGAAGCCAAAUAUGCCCUUCACCCAUUAAUGCCUUGGGAGAUUAUAUCCAGCCGCACUCCAUUAGCCAGUUCAUUGACAAACUUGUGGUGUGUUAUGGCUACCACUGCUCUGAUUUAUAUCACACCUCUUUACUUUCAAGCGCUUUUAGGUUUAACCCCAUCCGUUGCUGGUCUUUACUUUUUACCUAAAGCAGCUUCUAUCUCUAUCGGCUCGGUCCUUGCUGGUAUGUACAUGUCAAGAACUGGUGAAUAUCGCAGGAUUACCAUUGGCUGGGCUGUAUUAUCAAUGGUUUCCAUGAUAGGCUAUACUGCUUGGACGCCACAUACACCCAAAAUCAUCCUGCUGGCUUGUUUGACAGCUGAUGGGCUUUCCAUGGGCGGUAUCAUUACAUGUACUUUAAUCGCAAUGCACUCUUGCGUGGAGCAUUCGGAAAUGGCAACAAUCACGUCCAUGUCCUACCUUUUCCGCUCUGUAGGCGGCGUCAUUGGUAUUUCUUUGACAUCUGCUAUCUUUCAAGGCAUCGUCAAACAUAUUCUAGUAGAGAAAAUCACUGGACCUAAUGCUGACUUGUAUAUUGAGAUUGCUCGUAAAUCAAUGACCGAAGUCAGAGGUUUACUACCCCCUGAUAUCCUUGACAUUGUGCUUGACGCAUACAAGAUAGGCCUUCGCUACACUUAUGGAUCCUGUGCAUUGAUUAGUUGUCUUACAGUCAUCUGCUCUCUUUUCAUUCAAAGUUUUGAGCUUGGUACUAAAAUUACCGUUAAUAAAAGAAAAUAA
Mucor velutinosus is the source of this 1740-nucleotide messenger RNA. RefSeq names its product COX assembly mitochondrial protein. The transcript has 8 exons. Gene Ontology annotation, molecular function: basic amino acid transmembrane transporter activity. Gene Ontology annotation, cellular component: plasma membrane; fungal-type vacuole membrane. NCBI's taxonomy places the organism in Eukaryota, Fungi, Mucoromycota, Mucoromycetes, Mucorales, Mucoraceae. The coding region runs from base 1 to 1740 and encodes 579 amino acids. The record is from RefSeq and is a predicted model, not a curated record. Gene Ontology annotation, biological process: basic amino acid transport; transmembrane transport.